This is a messenger RNA of Mollisia scopiformis, 1104 nucleotides long. RefSeq lists its product as uncharacterized. The record is from RefSeq and is a predicted model, not a curated record. The annotation marks the transcript as partial. Lineage: Eukaryota; Fungi; Ascomycota; Leotiomycetes; Helotiales; Mollisiaceae. The transcript has a single exon.
GCACAUUACCCUUACAGCGCAACACCAUCGCCGGCAGGAUCCCCCUCUGGUGGAGCCCACGGCUACUAUCGACCUGGAACCGCGCGCCCAGGACCCUCCCCUCGCCACGCGCGACAUACCUCAACUGGAGAUGCAUUUGGAUACUCCCCAAGGGGAGCUUUCUCCCCCAGAUAUAAUUCCAGCGGAUACUACGCGACAGCCAAUGUGAGUCGAAAACAAAGUUCGUAUGCGGCUCCGCGCCAUGAGCGGCGAAAUUCUUACUCCUAUCGAGCCUCAUAUGGGGAUUCCGACGAGGACGAAUAUGAAUAUGUAGACUAUCUGGUGGAUGGUGUUAUCUACCGGGAAUAUAGUCGCCGGCCUACAAAGUCAAGUCAUAAAUAUCGUGGGCAUGGCACUGAUAAGUACUACUAUUCUCAGGCUCAAGGCGCGUACUAUGAUAGAGAAGAGUCUCCAUACGACGACCCACUACACCGAAGACGCCGUCAAUCGUCUUCCACACCACAACGACCCCACACCGCGCGACCGACCGCUGCACCAAGAAAGCCAAAUCCCAUCGCCGUCGCGACCGAGGCAGACGCCAAGAAGCAUCGCAUUCCCCCUGGAUACUCGCUCAAGAACUGGGAUCCUUCCGAGGAACCCAUCAUGCUCUUGGGCAGUGUCUUCGAUGCAAACAGUCUUGGCAAAUGGAUCUACGACUGGACCGUGUACCAUCACGGUCCCGCGACACCGAUCGCCGACAUGGCUGGUGAGCUUUGGCUUUUGCUCAUCCAGCUUGCCGGUAAGGUCAAGCGCGCCGAAGAAUGCAUGGAUCGCAUUCGAACCAAGGAGAACAGAGAGAUGGUCGAUGAUUUCAUCGAAUCAGGAGAGAGACUUACGGAUAAGUUGAAGAAGUUGCUAAAGGCCUGCGAGACACCGAUGUUGAGGGCAGGCAAGAAGUCUUCAAGGGACUCAACCUCCCAGUUGGGAAAGAACGCAGGUACCGAAUUCGUCGACUCCAUCUUUGGUCGCGAUCGGGAACUCGAGGCCACAGAGAAAUUCAUGUCUUCCAUUCGCCUGUGGAACCUCCGCUUCGACGCCAACUGCGAGGAUAUCCUUCGCAGACCG